[Torrubiella] hemipterigena is the source of this 1527-nucleotide messenger RNA. NCBI's taxonomy places the organism in Eukaryota, Fungi, Ascomycota, Sordariomycetes, Hypocreales, Clavicipitaceae. The record is from the annotation of a GenBank genome assembly.
AUGGUGCGACGAUGCGCGCGUAGGAUAGAACGCACCUGCUGCGCUGUGGCAACAUAUUUUCCUCUUGUAUUUAUAUACAGCGUAACGACCUGGGGUGUCUUCGGCAUAGUUGGCAUCUCUCGCGACAGCGUCAAGAGCCCAUGGCUUGGAACAACAUCUUCGAUCAUCGGCAUUAUAAUAUACGUUCUGGCGAACUGGUCAUACACAGCGGCAGUCUUCACGAGGCCAGGCUCCACGACAAACGACAACGGCUAUGGUCUCCUGCCCAUGACGCAGGACAGACAACCGGCAGCUACAUCAUUCACAGUCAAGAGUAAUGGAGAGCUGCGGUUUUGCAAGAAAUGCCAAGCACGAAAGCCCGACCGGGCACACCACUGCUCUACUUGCCGCCGCUGUGUGCUUAAGAUGGACCAUCACUGCCCCUGGCUUGCCACCUGUGUCGGCUUACAUAACUACAAAGCGUUUUUGCUCUUCUUGUCUUAUACAACGCUGUUAUGCCUGUAUGCUUUUGCUGUAAGCGCCACCUGGAUGUAUGAGGAGAUCUUGGUCGACUCAACAUAUGUCUCUACCUUUAUGCCCGUCAACUACAUUAUGCUGUGUGUCUUCAGUGGCAUCAUUGCUAUAGUUCUUGGCCUCUUUACAGGCUGGCAUAUCUCGCUGUCCCUGCGCGGACAGACAACUAUAGAAUGCCUUGAAAAGACUCGCUACGUCUCGCCACUACGCAAACCCUACCAGCACGCACAUGACCCCAAUGCUGGCAUCGGAUCGACAACACAGCAAAUCAUCGACUUUCAUGCAAAUGCACUGCCAGGCAUCACCCGGCCAGAAGAGGGCGAGGAGCGCAGAAGCAGCAGAGAUUAUCCGUUCGUAAGGCCAGCCAAUGGAACAACUGUCCCUGUCCAAAUGACCUAUGCGGAACGCGAGCGACACCAGUCUCGUCUCAGAUAUGAAGAGUACCUUGACGACCAAGAUUCGCAGAAGCUGCCCAAUGCAUUUGACCUUGGAUGGAAACGCAACAUGAAGCACCUUUUGGGCCCGAAUCCCUGGCUCUGGUUUCUGCCAAUCUGCAACACAACCGGCGACGGAUGGAGCUGGGAAGCCAACCCGAAAUGGGUAGAGACUAGGGACCGACUUGCGCGCGACCGUGAGGAACAGAGAGCGCGUGAGGUGAAUGCCGGCUGGGGCGUCGAACCAUCUGAGCCAGCCCCUCCUAUUGAGCGAAGCGUAUAUCAAUCCAAGGCAGACCGCAUCCUGGGCCGCGACCCAGCCGUGUAUGGAGAUGCGCCGAGAAACAAUGUCCCCCUGCGUCAGCUGAGCAGCCGCGGUCGAACCAUUGAGCAGGAGCUUGACGACUUUGACGAUGAAGACGGCUACGAGGACGCCGAACUCCACGCCCGGAACGUAGUCACGAAUAAUAAUCAUCGCGACUGGAGCCAAGGUGGUGCGAGCCGGAUGCUUCGGACCGACAGUCAACGGAGUGUUGCUAAGCAUACAUAUGCGGAAGAAGCGGAUGAAGGUGUAGAUUAG